AUGACGAGGAGGAAAAUUUUAUGGCCGCCCAUAUUGACUUUUCUCUUCUUCCUCUCAGUCACUGGUCACGCGGACUUAGUGGGUCUACCUAACCACGAAGCAUCCGAAAGUGGUCACACAAAAGGCAAAUUAUCGGAAACGGUUUCCGGCAAGCCCCAGAAGCCCCAUUUCGACGACGUAGGACCCAGAAACGUUACAGCGGUGGUGGGGCAAUCCACUAUAUUGAGUUGCAGGGUUAAACAUCCAGGAGACCGAACGGUAUCUUGGAUGCGUAAGCGUGAUCUGCAUAUUUUGACCUCCGGAAUACACACCUACACUGGAGACGGAAGAUUUAGUGUUCGCCAUCCUGAACACAGUGAUGACUGGGAUCUACACAUCGAUUACGUACAGAAAAGGGAUGCAGGAGUGUAUGAAUGUCAAGUGAAUACUGAACCUAAGAUUAGUCUACCUGUGAUGCUCUAUAUUGACGAUGCCCAAGCUAGCAUAACCGGUCCUACAGAAAUCUAUGUGAAGAAAGGAAGCACUAUUUCCUUAACAUGUACUGUCAAUGUGCAUUCAAUACCUCCAUCAUCAGUACUAUGGUAUCAUGGUCAUUCUAUUGUGGAUUUUGACUCACCUCGAGGUGGUAUCAGCUUGGAAACAGAAAAAACGGAAAUAGGUACCACCAGCAAGCUAUUGGUAACCAAGGCCCUACUAACAGACACGGGGAACUACACGUGCAUGCCAUCAAAUGCCAGUCCAGCGUCUGCAUUCGUGCACGUGCUCAACGGCGAACAUCCAGCAGCUAUGCAAACCAGCAAUAGCUACAGCUCAACUCCACUCAUAUCCCUGAUGAUGAUGUUGCUGAUCAUCACGAAAUCAAGCUGA
This is a messenger RNA of Sitophilus oryzae (rice weevil), 867 nucleotides long. RefSeq names its product hemicentin-1-like. Gene Ontology annotation, cellular component: neuron projection membrane. The coding region runs from base 1 to 867 and encodes 288 amino acids. The record is from RefSeq and is a predicted model, not a curated record. Gene Ontology annotation, biological process: synapse organization. Lineage: Eukaryota; Metazoa; Arthropoda; Insecta; Coleoptera; Curculionidae. The transcript is spliced from 6 exons.